This is a messenger RNA of Xenopus tropicalis (tropical clawed frog), 992 nucleotides long. RefSeq names its product sprT-like domain-containing protein Spartan. The record is from RefSeq and is a predicted model, not a curated record. Gene Ontology annotation, molecular function: single-stranded DNA binding; metalloendopeptidase activity. Gene Ontology annotation, biological process: DNA damage response. Bases 84 to 800 code for a protein of 238 amino acids. NCBI's taxonomy places the organism in Eukaryota, Metazoa, Chordata, Amphibia, Anura, Pipidae. The transcript has 4 exons.
ACUGCAUCAUAGGAGAGCCAACUGCCCCCAAAGAAAUCGUCAGUUGGUACCAACUGCCCUAGAGAGACACAAGCUGGAGGAGGAUGGGCUUGUUUUUCUCAUCGCCGAGUUGCUCCUCGGAGCAAAUUUUAACAACAUAUUCACCUGAUUUUUCUUCUAAUCAUCAAAAUGUAACUUCUCAGGCUCGUGAAAAGCGUUCUGUGGCUUGUCAGACUGAUGGGGAUCCUGGUGUGACUCAGCCAGCUAUUGAGCAGCUGUCGGUUGUGGAUCCAUAUUGGGAGGUGCUGGACCCCAAACCCGAUAUCCACGCCCUAUUUGACGACUUUAAUAAGAGAUUCUUUCGUGGACUGUUGCCGCCAAGUGACCUUAAAUGGAGUAACAGGUUAUGCAUCACUGCGGGAAUUUGCAUCCAAGAUAAUAUAAGUGGAAAAUGCAGAAUUCGCCUGAACAAACCUCUCCUUGAUUUACGGCCAAGGAAAAAUACAGUGGAAACGCUCCUGCAUGAAAUGAUCCACUACUACCAGCGAGUCAGAGGAACAAGUGAUAUAGAUCAUGGCGCAACCUUUCAUUUUCACAUGGAGCGAAUCAAUAGAGAAAGUGGCGCAAAUAUUACGGUCUAUCAUGAUUUCGAUCGAGAAUACGAGUCACUGAAGCGCCACUGGUGGAAAUGCAAUGGUCCCUGUGCACAAGUAGUGAGGCGGCUUGCGGACAGGACUCCGGGCUCCAAGGCGCACAAGCGCAAAUGCGGAGGAGAAUUUAUAAAGGUCCGAGAACCAAAGAGAAUGAGAACUGGCCUAUAGAAUCACUUCAGGAAUAUUCUUGAGACUUUCUAUUUGGCUAAUAACAGUUUUGCCAGGAAAUAAGGCCGUGGCCCAAGAAUGCCCAGCACUGAGUUAUGGAAAAUGAGAGGCUGCUAUCCAGAUAGGCAAUGUGGGAGGCUAUUGCUACGGGCAGAACUGAAAUGAACCCCCAAUGGGCCAAGAAAAUGCCAA